AUGUUGUUAAAAAAUCUCGCCAUUGCCUCCGCCUUAUUAGGUGCUACUGUCUUAGCCGAUGAUGACACUACCAUCACCACUACCAUCACUGUCACCAAGACUUUAUUGACUCCUGAAGAAUCAAGCAGUUUAGCUUCCGUUGCUGCUGAAUCCUCUGCCUCCGUUGCCUCCGUUGCUGCUGAAUCCUCUGCCUCAGUUGCCUCCGUUGCUGCUGCUGCUUCCGCCGCCGCAGAAUCCGCAAAACAAGCAGCUCAAGAAACUGCCUUACAACGUUUAAGAGGUGUUAUUGCCGUAGGUACUAAUGCUACCAACGAAACUACCACCAGCAGUUCUGCUGCUGCUUCUUCCGCACAGUCUAGUUCAAGGACAACAACUGCUCCAACUUCUAUCCGUGCUGACAAUGCCACUUCCACUUUUGGUGGAUCUCAAACUUCAGGUGCUGAAACUAAUACUGCUACUACUGCUUCUACAGCUAAUGGUGCUGCUAUCAUAAACGGUGCUGGUUUAACUGCUGUUGGUUUAAUCGCCAUGGCUGCUGCUUUAUUAUAG
Hemisphaericaspora subhashii is the source of this 549-nucleotide messenger RNA. It is a transcript of the gene PGA34, whose product is annotated as Pga34p. The record is from RefSeq and is a predicted model, not a curated record. Bases 1 to 549 code for a protein of 182 amino acids. The transcript has a single exon. NCBI's taxonomy places the organism in Eukaryota, Fungi, Ascomycota, Pichiomycetes, Serinales, Debaryomycetaceae.